Messenger RNA from Pristis pectinata (smalltooth sawfish), 1505 nucleotides. Its product is annotated as trichohyalin-like. Lineage: Eukaryota; Metazoa; Chordata; Chondrichthyes; Rhinopristiformes; Pristidae. Bases 190 to 1422 code for a protein of 410 amino acids. The record is from RefSeq and is a predicted model, not a curated record. The transcript is spliced from 5 exons.
UGCAACAGCUGCAGAGGAAGCAAUCAGCACUUAAAGAGAAAUUAUCAGGGAAGCAGUGAACAAACUCCAGCAAUUAAAUCUUGCAGCAUCUUUACAUGGAAUAAUGCGCUUCCUGAGAACCAGAGUGGAAGAGUUUGGACGAGGCAGAGCUCUCUGGUUCUUCCCUAUGAGUGGGAGGAUGACUGUGAGAUGAUUGACUGGGUGAUUGACCAAUAUGUGCAGGAGGAUUACAGCAUUUCUGCCUACUACAAGGGCAAGAUCAUUCUGACCCUAAAGGAUGCUUUGGGAAUCACGUCAGUGACUGCAGAUUCAGAAAACCUACCUAAAAGACUCCAGAGUCAUGUGUUUGAAACAAACAUCCCGGUCAUCCCAGAGCUCUGCUCCAAGUUAACUGUGACAGAUUGCCAGCCACCUGAAGAAGACUGUAACAGAGAAUCCCUAAAGCUCCAAAACUCAAGCCCUCUGCCUCCCUGUGAGAUGUCUGCGGAAUUAGUUAACAUUCUUCCUGAAGUAGGGCAAUCUGAUGAAUCCCAACCAGGAAGUGAAGAGCAGCAUUGCCAGGAGGAUGCAGACAAACAAUACCGGGAGAACACGGCCACACAAUGGCAGGACGAUACAGCCGAACAGUGCCAGGAGGAUGCAGACAAACAAUACCGGGAGAACACGGCCACACAAUGGCAGGACGAUACAGCCGAACAGUGCCAGGAGGAUGCAGACAAACAAUACCGGGAGAACACGGCCACACAAUGGCAGGACGAUACAGCCGAACAGUGCCAGGAGGAUGCAGACAAACAAUACCGGGAGAACACGGCCACACAAUGGCAGGACGAUACAGCCGAACAGUGCCAGGAGGAUGCAGACAAACAAUACCGGGAGAACACGGCCACACAAUGGCAGGACGAUACAGCCGAAAAGUGCCAGGAGGAUGCAGACAAACAAUACCGGGAGAACACGGCCACACAAUGGCAGGACGAUACAGCCGAACAGUGCCAGGAGGAUGCAGACAAACAAUACCAGAAGAACACGGCCACACAAUGGCAGGACGAUCCAGCCAAAUGGUGCCAGGAUGACAUGCCCAAACAAUGGCAGGAGAAUGCAGACAAACAAAGCCAGGAGAAUGUGGCCACACAAUGGCAGGACAAUGCAGCCAAAUGGUUCCAGGAGAACGCGGCCACACAAUGGCAGGAUGAUACAGCUGAACAGUGCCAGGAGGAUGCAGCCAAACAAUACCAGGAAAACAUGGCCACACAAUGGCAGGACGAUGCAGCCAAAUGGUGCCAGGAUGACAUGCCCAAACAAUGGCAGGAGAAUGCAGACAAACAAAGCCAGGAGGAUGUGGACAAACAACACCUGACGACCUCAUCAGUCUCCAUAAAGGAGAAAGAAACCCCAAGAUCCUUUAAGUAUCAAGAGCAUAGCUGACUGGAACAGCACCCUCAUUCCACACUUAAAAUCGAAAAUCUCUACCAAAUGGCCUGCUGUAAUUGUAAAGAGUUACUUGCGAG